This is a messenger RNA of Leptidea sinapis, 1624 nucleotides long. RefSeq lists its product as uncharacterized. Lineage: Eukaryota; Metazoa; Arthropoda; Insecta; Lepidoptera; Pieridae. The transcript has a single exon. The record is from RefSeq and is a predicted model, not a curated record. Bases 95 to 1147 code for a protein of 350 amino acids.
UUGACAUCACAUUAUUUAUCAAUAUUAAUAUUAUAUACAAAUUAGAUUUAAAUGUUUUAUAUGUCGCUAUAAAGUUUUGGAAAAAAAAAUUGAUAUGAUGUCCACAAAAAAACUAGCACCAUUUGGAUCAAGUGGCGAAAGAUUUGGCAAAGUUACUCUUCAUCCUAGUUUAGACCCGAACGGAUUAUAUGCGAUACGAUGUCAGGGCUGUGAUCCAUGUUUGUACCAUCCUCAAAGUAUUAAUGAUAUAUAUCAAGUAAAUCGACAUAGAAAGAUCGACAAAGAUCCAUGGAGAUACAAAACAGAACUUGAAGAGUGGGCGAGAAAUCUAGGAUAUAGGAACCAAAAGGUUCUAGAUCAAAGGAAGUGGUUUAAUAGUUUACUUGGACCGGCUUGGCACGAAAUAGGCCAACCAACAAAGUAUGAACCCGCCUGCAAGAAUGUCGGUUUUGGUAGAACUCAAAGAUUUAAAACGAAGGUUAGCACCAAUGUACCUAGUCCAGGCACGUAUUAUAAAGCAGUUCCUUUUAAAGCAACACAUGGACCCCACUCAAGCAAACCUUCUUUUGAAAGAGAAGAACCCUGUCGGUUUAAAGACACGUGUCCCAAAUGGUCAUUAGCUCCUAACAGAUAUGUUAUCAUAGACAAAGAAUGUAUUGAACAAAAGUCUAAGAAAAUUGUAUCUUUAAGAGGCCCAUAUGAUCUUUUUACUGGCAUUCGUGAUGGUACAUCAAUAAAAAAUCAUUUUAACACGCAAAGAAUUAGUUCGGCAACAUGGCCUUUACAACUGAAAGGCAGCUUUGAAACAUACAAGAAAUCACAUGUAGGUAUGAUGAAUAAAACGAACCGAUCGAAGCCAUAUCGCGGACGAAAUGCCUUAGUAGAUAUUACAAUGUGUUAUAAAAAACCGCAAGAUCCAGGAUCAGCACAUUACAACAUUGACAAGCCCAAGAUUUUUAAGCAAAAUAAAAAGGGAUUUAAUAGUAGUUAUGAUAAAGGACCAGGAUACCAGAGGGUUAUUGUGUGGCCAGGUGUUGGGCGCUACUCAGUGAAACACGUUACUUGCGGUAUUAUCGGUCAGGGCCAUAAACAUGUGUUUAAAACAAACAACAGAGAACAAUUGGCGCCCAUCUGCCGCAACCAAUGAACUCUUUUUAAUGCCUUUGCCUUUAAUGAUUUGCCUCAACAACUUGGCAAAAUAAAAUGUUGAAGGGUAAAAUAAAAAACUCGGUUUAAAUUCAGUUUAUUGAGGAACAACUCUAAAAUUAGAUAAUAAAAAACAAUCUUAAAAGAGGAUACAGUUGCACAUAUAUAUUAAUAUAUAUAUUUAGUUUUGCUCCCCAAUUUUAUAUAACAUAUACUCUACUUAUACAAAUUUUAUUUGUACCAUUUUUAUGGACUAUGCAGUCUAAAUUUUGGUACAAAUUAAAUUUGUACACUUAUUCCCAGAAGUAUCACUUAAAAAUAAACUGUUCAUAUACUCUAAAUACUAAAUACUGUCGUAUUUUAAAUAAUGCCCGGUUCCUAUUUAUAAAAAAUGAUUGUUCUUACCACGUACCGUAUAUAUUUUAUACGGGACAUAUUCUUAAACUACUUCUAUAAAUAAUAAAUGUCACAGUAUUUA